Messenger RNA from Closterium sp. Naga37s-1, 613 nucleotides. NCBI's taxonomy places the organism in Eukaryota, Viridiplantae, Streptophyta, Zygnematophyceae, Desmidiales, Closteriaceae. The record is from the annotation of a GenBank genome assembly.
AUGGUGAUGACGCCGCUGUUCCAGCAGAUCACUCUCUGCCUCAGCUCCUCGCACUUCCAGGUGGCGGAGCGCACACUGCGCCUGUGGGACAACGACUACAUCGUGGCGCUCGUGACUCAGAACCACGCCACCAUCCUGCCGCUCAUCUUCCCCGCGCUCGAGCGCAACGCCGAAAGCCACCAGAACCAGGCAGUGAAAGAGUUGUCCAUCAAAGUCCGCAAGAUAUUUCUCGAGUUGGACGAGAUGGACAUGAUGGCCGCAAUGGUCGCGAUGGCCGCGAUGGCCGAGGAAGACGAGGAGGGAGAGGAGGGAGAGGAGGGAGAGGAGGACGAGGAGGGAGAGGAGGACGAGGAGGGCGAGGAGGGAGAGGAGGACAAGGAGUGGGAGGAGGAAGAGGAGGGAGAGGAGGACGAGGAGGACGAGGAGGACGAGGAGGGCGAGGAGGACGAGGAGGGAGAGGAGGACGAUGAGGGCGAGGAGGACGAGGAGGGAGAGGAGGACGAGGAGCUCUACUUUAUUUAUCAGAACUUUUGGCUUGGUGAUGCUGGUGGUGCUCACGGGGCGCAAGGCUGUUCUAGUAAUAGAUGGCAAGGAAAUCCACAUCAAGGAAUGG